Dermacentor andersoni is the source of this 696-nucleotide messenger RNA. The record is from RefSeq and is a predicted model, not a curated record. NCBI's taxonomy places the organism in Eukaryota, Metazoa, Arthropoda, Arachnida, Ixodida, Ixodidae.
AUGUUCCCUGUUGCGGUUGCAACGAACUACAGCAACUGGGUGAAUUGCGAGAACUCGACGGAAUGCGACGCGGUCGUGUUGCACGGCUGGAACUCCUCCUUCAAAGCGGGAUACGUCAGGAUCUCAGAGCUUAGGCCGCACACGACCUACUCACUAUCAGUGAGAGGCUGUAACGACCUAGGAUGUGGGGACGCGAACACAGCGAUCAUCACAACCGACAUGUCAGAGCCGAGUGAACCUGCCCGCCUGACAGUAAAUGCAGCAGAAGAUGGUUCGUCGGCUCAGCUCGAGUGGAAGGCGCCGGAUGAGCCAAGGGGUCCGCUGACAGGCUACGUUGUCUCCUGGCAAUGUGACCAGGAUCAUCUGAUGGCUGCGAUCACUGAUCAGUCCUUUUUUGCCAUCCCUGGUAUUCCGGACGUGGCCCAGGAGUGCACCUUCUCGGUGUCUGCUUUCAACGUGGCGUCGGACGAGCGGGAACUGCACGGAAAUUCUGCCAUUCUGACGAUGCCUUGGCCACCCCAGAAAUCAUAUGAUCACCAUGGCUACUCCGAUGUCUUAAGUGUCGUACGCUCUUGACGUCGGUUAAAAUGUCAUGGCAAUCCAUACUCUAAUAUGGGGAUCAAAACCUGAAAAAGGAAAGACAAUAUGUUUGUUUUGUUUGAUCUGUGUCUUUGUGUUCCUUUCAGUAAAUUUGCG